AUGCACUCUACCGGCCUUCUCACCUCUUGCCUCCUAGCCGGGGCCGCCGCCGCCAUCGGCGUACCAGCUACAGAAGCCGAGAUGUCAGUCGACUGGCAUCUAAGAAGAAGCCAGUUGGCUGAACCAGUCUCGGCAUCCUGCGUACAAGCCUGUGCUCAGCUCUCUGCCACAUUCCCUCCCUCACGCUUCCACUACCCAGAGAACGAUACAACCUUUGCUAUCUGGGACGCCAAGCAGCAAAAAGUCCGCCCAGCGUGCCGCGUCGAACCCACCACCGCGUCCGACGUCUCUCUCAUUCUCAAAACACUCGUCGAUAGCUGGUGCCACUUUGCCGUCAAGGGCGGCGGCCACUCGCGCAACGCGGGCGACUCCAACUCCAUUGCCGGCGUUACUAUCGACCUCGACCGUAUGAACUCGGUUGAAGUCGUCGGCAACGGAACGGAGACGCCCACGCGUGCUAGAGUUGGUGGUGGUGCGACGGUGAUUCAGGUCUACCAAGCUCUCGAGGGGAGAAAGCUCUCGUACGUGGGCGGACGGUCCGCGACUGUUGGUAUUGGCGGGUUCACGCUGGGCGGAGGAACGUCGCCUUUCUCGAGUCGGUAUGGAUGGGCUUUGGAUAAUGUCUACGAGUACGAGGUCGUCCUCGCCAACGGCACAAUCACAGCAGCCUCAGAAACCCGCAACCCGGACCUCUACUUCGCCCUCCGCGGCGGCAGCAAUAACUUCGCCAUCGUCACAACCUUCACCGUCCGCGUCUUCCCCCAAGACGCCGUCUCCAGCCACCGCGCAACGUACACCUCGGUAAACCAGACCGAGAGUGCCCUCGACGCCAUCUACGACCUCUUCACGAAUCCCCAACUCACUGCCGAUAAAGACAUGGCUUAUGACUUUUAUUACAUGUUCAACCAGGCCUCGGGGGCCUUCUCGCUCAUGGGGUCGGAGUGGUACGCGAACCCAGCGGUCCUGGAGCCGGAGGUCUUUAGCGCUAUUCGGAGUGUCCCCUCGACGACCAGGACUGCGAGGUUGGGGUCCAUGGCGAAUCUGACUGGGACGUUGCAGCCGCCUGUCUUAGGCACCACGCGCCACCUCUUCGGCACAAUAAGCACUCUCCCCUCCCGCGCCCUCCUCACUCAGGCCUUUGAAAUCUUCAGAGAAGAAGUGUCAGCCAUCUCCACCGUCGAGGGUCUGGCCCCGAACCUCAUCUGCUACCCUCUAUCGACAACCGCCAUCCAAGCAAUGAAGCAACGCGGCGGCAACGCACUCGGCAUCAACCAAGAUGAGCCACUCUAUAUCUUCCUCGUCUCAACAGCCUGGUCCAACGCCCAGGAUGAUAAAGCCGUGGAACGAAUGACGGCAAACGUCCUCUCCCGCAUGGAAACCUACGCCCAAGAGUCUGAGAUCGCGCACCCUUACCUAUACAUCAACUACGCGUCCGCAGCGCAGGCGGACAAGGUCUUUGCCGGGUACGGGGAAGAGGAUGUCCGUCGGCUCAAAGCUGUCGCUCACGAAUUCGACCCGGAGGGCGUCUUCUCGUCCGAUGGUCUCUGGCGUGGGUUUGUCAAGUUGCUAUGA
Messenger RNA from Colletotrichum fioriniae, 1572 nucleotides. RefSeq lists its product as uncharacterized. Gene Ontology annotation, molecular function: FAD binding. The record is from RefSeq and is a predicted model, not a curated record. Lineage: Eukaryota; Fungi; Ascomycota; Sordariomycetes; Glomerellales; Glomerellaceae.